CUCCAAUGAUCAGUGGUACAGGAUGAAGGUAAGAAGAGGCAGGACGAAGGCCACUGCUUUGUUAAAGCCUGGCGUGCAAGGUGGUGCUGAGAACGGGGAACCUUCCCAAACUCAGAGGGGAGACUUUCUCUGCAAGUUCACAAACCAGGUGCUGCAGGAUAAGAUUCACCACCAUGCUAUCCUCUAUCCUGUUUUGGGGACUUGUUGCUCUCAUUGGCACUUCUAGGGGCUCAUACCCUUUCACUCAGUCAAUGAGCCCUCACCUGCAUCCCCGCCUGUACCACGGCUGCUACGGUGAUAUCAUGACCAUGGAGACCUCUGGUGCUUCUUGUGAUAUAACCAGGUUGAUUAACUGUGGGAUCCGUGGUUCUGAAAUGUUUGCUGAGAUGGAUUUGAGGGCCUUAAAGCCUUACCAGAUUCUGAUCAAAGAAGUUGGGCUCAGGCAUUGUGUGGACCCUGCUCUCAUUGCAGCCAUCAUCUCCAGAGAAAGCCAUGGUGGAGCAGUCCUGCAAGAUGGCUGGGACCACAGAGGACUUAGAUUUGGCUUGAUGCAGCUUGAUAAAAAAAUUCAUCACCCUGUUGGUACCUGGGACAGCAAAGAACACCUUUUGCAGGCUGUUGGGAUUCUAACAGACAAAAUAAAGGCAAUCCAGAAAAAGUUCCCCACGUGGAGUGUGGCUCAACACCUCAAAGGUGGUCUCUCGGCCUUUAAGUCAGGAAUCGAUGCUAUUGCAACCCCAGUGGACAUAGACAAUGACUUUGUCAAUGAUCUUCUCGCCCGAGCUAAAUUCUAUAAAAGACAUGGCUUCUAGGCAAAGCUCUAUGGGUGGGCUGAGUUUGCAGGCAACAACAGAUGUUGACGAGGAUGCGGAGAAAGAGGAUCUCUUUUGCACUGCUGGUGGGAAUGCAAACUGGUGCAGUGACUCUGGAAAACAGUAUGGAGGUUCCUCAACAAAUUAAAAAUAGAACUACCCUACGACCCAGCAAUUGCACUACUGGGUAUUUAUCCAAGGGACACAGGUAUGCUGUUUUGAGAGGGCACAUGCACCCCAAUGUUUAUAGCAGCACCAUCAACAAUAGCCAAAGUAUGAAAAGAGCACAAAUAUCCAUCGAUGGAUGAAUGGAUAAAGAAGAUGUGGUGUAUAUAUAUACAAUAGAGUAUUACUCGGCAAUCAAAAAGAAUGAAAUCUUGCCAUUUGCAACCGUGUGGGUGGAACUGGAGGGUAUUAUGCUAAGCGAAAGUAGUCAGUCGGAGAAAGACAAAUAUCAUAUAACUUCACUCAUAUGAGGGCUUUAAGAUACAAAACAGAUGAACAUAAGGGAAGGGAAGCAAAAAUAACAUAAAAAUAGGGAGGGGGACAAAAACAUAAGAGACUCUUAAAUAUGGAGAACAAACAGAGAGUUACUGGAGGGGUUUUGGGAGGGGGGAUGGGCUAAAUGGGUAAGAGGCAUUAAGGAAUCUAUUCCUGAAAUCAUUGUUGCACUAUAUGCUAACUAACUUGGAUAUAAAUUUAAAAAAAUAAAUUAAAAAAAUUAAAAUGCUGUUUUAAAUUGUGAAAUAAUACACAUACAGAAGAGUACAUGUAAU
This is a messenger RNA of Acinonyx jubatus (cheetah), 1588 nucleotides long. RefSeq names its product lysozyme g2 (gene LYG2). Gene Ontology annotation, molecular function: lysozyme activity. Bases 174 to 812 code for a protein of 212 amino acids. Lineage: Eukaryota; Metazoa; Chordata; Mammalia; Carnivora; Felidae. The record is from RefSeq and is a predicted model, not a curated record. Gene Ontology annotation, cellular component: extracellular region. Gene Ontology annotation, biological process: peptidoglycan catabolic process; defense response to Gram-positive bacterium. The transcript has 8 exons.